AUGGAAGAAUCAAACAUCAUGCAACAGAACAACGUUACUGCUUCUCCAACACCGACAACAACAUCGUACAUAGGUGUUCGAAAGAGAAAAUGGGGAAAAUUCGUAUCAGAAAUAAGAGAGCCAGGUAAGAAAACCAGAAUAUGGCUAGGAAGCUUUGAAGAACCACAAAUGGCAGCAGCAGCAUAUGACGUAGCAGCUUUUCAUCUGAAAGGUCGAUCCGCGAGGCUCAAUUUUCCUGAGUUGGUUGAGAAACUUCCAAUGCCAGCGAGUUCUAAAGGUGAGGAUAUUCGUGUAGCAGCUCAACAAGCAGCAUUGCAGUUCAAGAAGAGACCAAUAUCUGAAGGGGGUGUGAAUAGCAAUGGAAACGGUAAUGGAAGUGUUGAUGUUCCUGCAGUGAGGGUAGGGCUUUCACCUUCUCAAAUUCAAGCUAUCAAUGAGUGUCCUAUGGAUUCACCAAAUAUGUGGAUGCAAAGGACAGAAGCAGCACUCAUGUUUGGAUCAUUGGAAUUUGAUGAAUCUAGGAAUUAUGAUGUUUUUGAGUUGAGUGAUUGGGAAGAAAUUCAGUAUGAGUCAUUGUGGGACUAG
Messenger RNA from Lathyrus sativus (Indian pea), 585 nucleotides. Lineage: Eukaryota; Viridiplantae; Streptophyta; Magnoliopsida; Fabales; Fabaceae. The record is from the annotation of a GenBank genome assembly.